Thermothielavioides terrestris NRRL 8126 is the source of this 836-nucleotide messenger RNA. Its product is annotated as 40S ribosomal protein S27. Gene Ontology annotation, biological process: ribosomal small subunit assembly; translation. Gene Ontology annotation, cellular component: ribosome; cytosolic small ribosomal subunit. Bases 113 to 361 code for a protein of 82 amino acids. The record is from RefSeq and is a predicted model, not a curated record. Gene Ontology annotation, molecular function: RNA binding; structural constituent of ribosome. The transcript is spliced from 3 exons. NCBI's taxonomy places the organism in Eukaryota, Fungi, Ascomycota, Sordariomycetes, Sordariales, Chaetomiaceae.
CUGAAAAUCCCCUCCGCAACCAUCAACGAGCAUAAGUCUGCCGCUAAACCCAUCCAGAUUUCAUCAAUCAAGCGCACGCUCGUCAUUUCGACAUACGGAAUAAUUAGUCAAGAUGGUUCUCGCCGUUGAUCUCCUCAACCCCAGCCCGGCCGCCGAGGCCCGCAAGCACAAGCUCAAGACCCUUGUGCCUGCUCCCCGCUCCUUCUUCAUGGACGUCAAGUGCCCCGGCUGCUUCACCAUCACCACCGUCUUUUCCCACGCCCAGACCGUCGUCAUCUGCCAGGGCUGCACGACGGUCCUCUGCCAGCCGACCGGUGGCAAGGCCAGACUCACUGAGGGCUGCUCGUUCCGGAGGAAGUAAGCGGUUCGCUCGCGGCUGUUUUCUUUCUCUGGGAAUCACGGGCAUGGUAAUGGGAUCAUCUCGGUAUCUGCAAGGCCGGUUCGAGCCGGGCGUCUAGACACUUUACUCUCGAUCGUCAAAUGAAUCUCGUUUGCGGAUAGAAGAUGGAUUCGCCAAAAAUCACCCCGCACAGCAACCCUGGGAUGGCGUUUGGGGGUCCGGAUAUCUAGCAUCAUCGACUUCUCCCGGCUUUUUUUCUCCGCGAUCUGCGUUUUCCGACGUUCGUCUUUUGCUGUACAGGCAGGUGAUACUGCAUGGGAGGAUCGGUGGCAGAGGCAUUUUCACAAGUGUCCAGACGGACUUGCCACGGGCGGGUGGCGGGCUGCUGAACGCGAGGAUGUGGAGAGCUGAGGACCGCCGAGGGCCUCGGUGGAGCGGCAAGGAAAAAGGGGGGACGGUGUGGUUUACGACAAAUUGACGAGAUUGCAUGUCCAUG